Molecule: messenger RNA, 2521 nt
Organism: Bicyclus anynana (squinting bush brown)
Lineage: Eukaryota; Metazoa; Arthropoda; Insecta; Lepidoptera; Nymphalidae
Product: serine/threonine-protein phosphatase rdgC
Molecular function (GO): calcium ion binding
Source: RefSeq, a predicted model, not a curated record
UAAUAUUUAAGUCUAGUUUAUGUUUUUGUUUUAAUAUUUCAUUUUUAUUAUUAUUGUUAUAUACUUCGCUAUAUUCGCUUCCUCUUUUGAAAGCUUUUCAAAGCUUUCAAAGCUGGGCAGUAUGUUCGCGCCAAGCUCACGCUUCCCUCUCCUACUCCAACGCAUCCUCUAUUUACCUCUCUGUCCCGCAUAAACUCCCGUUAUCUUCGUCCACGCCGCUGAAAACUUGUCAAAAUUAAUAGUCGCAAUUAAACCACCAACUUACGUAUGCGCGCGCGCAACGCGACAAUUUCGCCUGUUCGCUUAAAUUAUGUGUUUUUAUGGUGAAAAGUGAAGAGAAGAAAAAGAAAGAAAAGCAGUGUCAGCCUCAUAUCAGUGAGCGACUGGUGCUUCGCCAUGGAGGAGACGACUCGUCUGGGCCUGCCGUGGCGGAUGCUCAAGGACAAGCUCGUCCGCACCGACCCUGACACGCGCCUCGUGCGGUACAUGGACACUUUCGAUCUGACGGCUAACCGUGGCGGGCGCAAGUCUGAUGCUCAAACAGUCGUCGAGACUCUCUACAAGAACAAAAGAAGCCUGGAGGCGAUAUUUAAGAUUCUCGACAAGGAUAAUUCAGGCUACAUAACGUUGGAAGAAUUUUCCGAAGCUUGCCAGUUACUCGGUAAAUAUAUGCCAAAUCCAAUGACCCAAGAGCAACUUGUGGACAUUUGUAGAUUGAUGGAUAUAAAUAAAGAUGGCUUAGUUGACCUCAACGAGUUCUUGGAAAGCUUCAGGCUUGCUGAAAAGAGUUUGCACGAGGAGGAACACAUGAUAGCUGAGAUUAAAGCUUCCUGACAGGAGCUAGACCGCUAUCCUAGUAGGACAGCGGUCGAUAAAGAUGAGACUGAGGUCGAAAUCGAGCUGUUGAAACUCGACGAUGUUCCCAAUAACGUGCGCCCAAAAUACAAGAAAUCUGGAAGCCGAACGGCUAUCAAUAAGGAUGAAAUUGGUGUCGAUGUUGAAGUACUGAACAUAGAUGAGGAUACUCGCCAAAAUUACAAGAAAAACGGUCGAGCACACUUGAUGGGUAAUGUCGCAAGCUCAUCGAGAGAUGCAGAGGAAAUAGAACUAAUAGAUUGCAAUAGAUCUAAACGGCCAGGCCUUCUAGAAAGUGACAUUUAAAUACUUCCAAUUAUAUUUGAGCAUAUAACUGAUAUUUCCAAGAAUUUUCUAGUCACAUUCGACGAAAAUGACAAAGGCUUUGUUGUUCUCUUUUAAUCUUAAAAAGAGAUUUUAUACAAUGAGAUUUUCCAAGAAAAUUAUCUUUGACAAGAACAGCUGAAGGGUUUGUAUCCAGACUAAUAAAUUACGAGUGUUCUUGAGUUAAUAAGCAUAAUUGUAAUAAAAUUCCUCAUUGAAUUAAAACAGUUAAGUUUACACAGCGAGUAAAGUCACACAUAAUAAUGCUGAAGAGUUUCUAAGAUAAAGAUUAUUUUGUAAACAUAUAGUAAUAAGUCAAAUAAUAUAUAGGUUUACAAGUAUGUAAACAACGUGAACUUAUAGGAUAACAAUGCAAUAUCCCAUUUUAAAUUGAAAUCUAACAAAUUCAAUAUUAUGGUUCGCGUGCCAUCAGAUUUAGCUUUUAUAAUCGGUAAUGUAAUUAAAUUACUGUUACCGACUCUUUCAAUUAUUAUUGUGGUUUAUAAUAAAUAAUUAUUAUAGUGCAUUAAAUUAUAUGGCAUCUAUAUUAUAUUUAAAUUCAAUUAUAUUAUAAUUACCUAACUACGAAUAUGGCGUGUAUACAAUUUAUAGGGUUUAUUAAUGUUUAUACUUUCUAAUGCAUUUUUAAUGGAGCCUAAUCUAAUUAAUUAAAACGUGUAUUAUGUAAAUAUACUUCAAUGAUCGUAAAUACCAAUGAUAUUAAGCGAUUACAUACGUAGAGAGAAAUUAAAAAUUGCGAAUAUAUUUUUUCUUUUUGCUGCUACACAUUAUGAAGUCGCUUCUUUCGAGCUUAUUUGAGUAGUUUUUUUUAUUUUAAUUUCAAUAAAUAAAUUAUUAUACUUAGUGCCAAGCUAUAAAAUAAUUAAGUAUAUAGCUAUAAAUUCAAUUUCUAGAUGUAAAAUUAAAUAAAUAUAUGAAUUUUUCAAAUCGAAAUAGUAAGUUGAUCUAAAAGAAAUGAGAGGUAGACUAAAAAGUGCUAGUGUUUGAAGUUUUAAAUUUAUUUAUUUUAAAAGUUACGAGAUAAAAGCAUAAAUUUAUCAUAACAAUAUAUUGUAACUUUAUAGAUAUCAACAAAUAAGUAAUAUUUAUAUGGUAUACCCUACACCUAAAGGACCUAAACUAUGAAGUGAUUAAAACUGUCUACCUUCGGAAUAUUACGCUAUAGACUUCCCUAAAUUUUCUAUCUUUAAUCGAUGUAACAUUUUUCUGAUAAAAAGAGAAUAAUACUUUCUAGUUUACUACGUAAGUAACUUGUUCAAUGACUUUGAGUCCCAAUAGUCGAUCUUUACGAGGUUCCUUUGGCGAGCAACUUCACUUUGAG